CUAAUUGGACGUUGUAAACGUCACAUUAUUACCAUUGUAGAAACCCAAUAAUUAAUAAUAACUGGAUUGGAUCAAAAACGCAGAAAAUUUCAAGUUUUGUCUUCCUUUCUUCACGUUAUCUUUGUCGCUCUUUCUUUCCUUUUCUACUCUCCAAAAAAAAAAAAAAAAAAAAAAAAAAGAGAGAGAGAGAGAAAAUCAAAAUCCCAUCUUUCCCCAGUCUCUGAUAAUUCACGAUCUCAAAAUCCGAUCGAAAAUGAUGCACAUGACCUUAUACUGGAGCAAGGCCGUGACUCUCCUCAUCGACUCAUGGAAGACCGAUUCAUGGACGAGUUAUCUCCUCACCUUACUAGCCUGUUUCCUCGUCUCGGCUUUCCACCAGUACCUGGAGGAUAGACGGAUCAGAUUCAAAGCCUCCCUCGCCGCCGAUCGAUCUCCGCCGUCGAUCGACGCGCCGCUCCUUUUUAAGCUUGGCGGCCGGCGAGGUUUCGGUCCGGCACGAAUCGCGUCGGCCGUGAUGUUCGGGAUCAACUCGGCGAUCGGAUACCUCCUGAUGCUGGCCGUCAUGUCGUUCAACGGCGGCGUUUUGGUCGCCGUCGUUUUGGGGUUAUCCGUCGGUUAUUUCUUCUUUAGGGCUGCUGAUGAAGAGAUCGUCAUCGUCGAUAAUCCCUGCGCUUGUGCUUGACCGAAUAUUUUUAUUAUUAUUAUUAUUUAUUAAUUUUUUCUUUUUC
This is a messenger RNA of Morus notabilis, 728 nucleotides long. RefSeq names its product copper transporter 5.1. NCBI's taxonomy places the organism in Eukaryota, Viridiplantae, Streptophyta, Magnoliopsida, Rosales, Moraceae. The record is from RefSeq and is a predicted model, not a curated record. Gene Ontology annotation, biological process: intracellular copper ion homeostasis; copper ion transmembrane transport. The transcript has a single exon. Gene Ontology annotation, cellular component: plasma membrane. Bases 254 to 682 code for a protein of 142 amino acids. Gene Ontology annotation, molecular function: copper ion transmembrane transporter activity.